This is a messenger RNA of Lottia gigantea (owl limpet), 387 nucleotides long. RefSeq lists its product as hypothetical. Lineage: Eukaryota; Metazoa; Mollusca; Gastropoda; Lottiidae. Bases 1 to 387 code for a protein of 128 amino acids. The record is from RefSeq and is a predicted model, not a curated record. The transcript is spliced from 2 exons.
AUGGCUGAAAAAGACUUGAGUUAUUGCCGACCAUUAGACAGGUCGCCAGAAAAACUGUCACCGCACCUUAGUUCAGAAAAUGUCAAAGCUAUUACGGAUGUGAGAAUGGCAGUUGAAAAUGUACGGAAGAAAUUUGAUGAAUUGAACAACAAUUUACAUGAAAGAGACAAAGCAGUAGCAUUUGAAAGGAAAUUAAAAGAAAAAGCUGAAGAGAAGAUAAAGAGUAAAUUAGUUGACAUGUAUCAAGACGAUGGACAUGUUAAUUCGGAACUUAGAAAUCGAUUACCUAGAGCUAAUAAAACAGACCCUCUUUCAUCAACCCAUUACCACAGUGAUGAUGAUAUUUCUUUCAAAAACAUACCACCAGAAACAGAGAGAAGUUGGUGA